Molecule: messenger RNA, 378 nt
Organism: Puccinia graminis f. sp. tritici CRL 75-36-700-3
Lineage: Eukaryota; Fungi; Basidiomycota; Pucciniomycetes; Pucciniales; Pucciniaceae
Exons: 2
Coding region: 1-378 (125 amino acids)
Source: RefSeq, a predicted model, not a curated record
AUGUCCGAGAAGGAGGCUGAGGAAGUUAGAAAGCGCCAUAGCCAAUCAAAACUUUCAAAUCUGCUAGUGCGCUUACAUGAGUUCUCAACAGUCGUAGAGGCGGACCGGGCAAUGAAAGCUGGAGACAUUGGCCGCCUGAUUAACAUAUGGCGGAUGUGGUCUGUUAUGUCGCAAUCGUUGCCUGGAUUGACUCAUUACGCCACUUAUCUCCCCCGCUUGGUCCUGCUUUUGACCAAGGUGCUCCCCGAGGGGCUCAGCAGAUUCUUCAGGCACAGCAUACAGUGGCAAGCACCGAGUGUAUCAGAGUCACAAGGUGACCUUGUCAAAAAACUCACUCAAGUUAUUCAGACAGAUGGCAUUAGACAGCGACAUUCUUGA